This is a messenger RNA of Staurois parvus, 298 nucleotides long. NCBI's taxonomy places the organism in Eukaryota, Metazoa, Chordata, Amphibia, Anura, Ranidae. The record is from the annotation of a GenBank genome assembly.
GACCAUCCUGAGCAUACACUAUUUAUCACCACCCUUUGGUUACACCCCUUAAUUUUAAUGUCUAGUGCAGUGUUUCUCAAUCUAUUUUCUGUCAAGGCACCCUUUAAAGUUAUGGACAGUCCCGAGGCACCCUUUAAAAUUAUGGACAGUCUCGAGGCACCCCAUUCUAAAAUGGGGUGCCUCAAGACUGUCCAUAAUUUUAAUGAGGUACCCCAUUCUAAAAUGUGAAAAACUUUUCAAAUAGUUUUAUAUAACGUAGCAACAUCCACACAUGUAGGACACCCAACACUAGAUGUGA